Rhinichthys klamathensis goyatoka is the source of this 1232-nucleotide messenger RNA. RefSeq names its product LysM, putative peptidoglycan-binding, domain containing 1 (gene lysmd1). NCBI's taxonomy places the organism in Eukaryota, Metazoa, Chordata, Actinopteri, Cypriniformes, Leuciscidae. The transcript has 3 exons. The coding region runs from base 549 to 1184 and encodes 211 amino acids. The record is from RefSeq and is a predicted model, not a curated record.
GAGUGCAACAAGGGCGGAUCUUACAUUUAGCCGACGCCAUGGCAACAGAAGCUAAGCUAAUCUGCUAAGGGCUUGUAACAAAUAAGUUUUAUGAGUGUCAGAACCUAGAAUGUAAAGGCUAACGUUACCGUAUAUAUCUCUUUAGGUUAUAUGGUUUAUGUAUUGUUUGAAUUGAUAAUUUUGGGGGCACCUAUGUUAUUUAAUCGAAACACGUUAACAGUCUGUUCAAACUUAUCUGGGACUACUCUGCUACGCAGGACUGAAUACUUAUUUCUCAGUGUGCUGUAUCUACUGGUUAAAUGGCGUUAAAUGCUUUAUAUCGGUUCGUAAUGUCGCUCGUUGGAAAGUUUAUUCAAAGUGCGUGACAAGUAAGUCAGGGAUUGUUUAUGUGAACUGCUGCAGACUGUAUUUCUCCCCUAUAAUUUGACUAAUAACAGAAGCUGUUAUGAGUCCUGCCGUCUUGCGUUCAGCAGCCGCCGCAGAUGGUCAGCUGAAGUUCAUCUUAAGUAAUUAUUGGCUAAACUAUUGAUCCCGUUGGAGCUCUGGACAUGUCCGCGGAUCACUCAGCGACACAGACCGGGACACACGGCCUCCUCCGCGGCCAGCGCACCCGCUCCUACGGCAGCCUGGUGUCCUCUUCGUUAUCACCCGUGAGACAAAGACGAAUUGAGCACAAAGUUCAGCCCGGGGAAACUUUGCAAGGACUUUCACUGAAGUAUGGCGUGUCUAUGGAGCAAAUCAAAAGGGCAAACAGACUGUACACAAAUGAUUCAAUAUUCCUGAAGGAGUCCCUCUUCAUCCCUGUCCUGCUGAAAGAGUCUGUGUCUUUCACUAAUGGAGUGGAAUUGACCGAGGAGGAGACAAGUCCUGCACAAACACACACAGAGAUUUCUAAUGAGACCCCCCAAAGCCAAACAGACUCCAGCAGAUGUGAAGCGAAUGCUGAUUUGUCACCGGUGGAGUACCUACAAAAGAUAGACAGCUUGAUCAGUCAGUCAAAACAAGCAGCUGUGAAGACCUGCCAGGAGGGAGAGAAACAGAUCUCUACUAUGGAGCAACUCCGUCACAGCAAUCUGAAGUCCGACACCACCUCCCAGCAGGCCGCAUUGGGAGCUGUUCCCAUUACUGUCACCAGACAGACCAGGAAUUUGAGGGAUAGGGAGGAUGAAUUCUUCCAGCUCUGAUGUAGGCUUUUAUUCUGGUGUAGGACUCUUCUGUUUUCUGGGGUUUUU